Molecule: messenger RNA, 825 nt
Organism: Trichosporon asahii var. asahii CBS 2479
Lineage: Eukaryota; Fungi; Basidiomycota; Tremellomycetes; Trichosporonales; Trichosporonaceae
Exons: 6
Coding region: 1-825 (274 amino acids)
Molecular function (GO): guanosine-3',5'-bis(diphosphate) 3'-diphosphatase activity
Source: RefSeq, a predicted model, not a curated record
AUGAACACGCCCCCGCCCGAUGCCAGCGCUGCCUCGAAUGGAGCGGUUGAUCCCGCCGGGUCGAUCAGCGUCGUGCUCGACUGCAACUCGGACGACGACCUCGCCCACACGCCCCCGCCGCAGCCGCUGACUCCGUCGCCGCCGCCGAACAAGGCCCUCAACGGCGGCUUCAUGCACGAGGACCACGAAGAGCCGCCCCUCUCGCUCCUGCUCCGGACGAUCGACUUUGCCGCCUUUAAGCACCAGUGCCAGCGACGGAAGGACCUGGACCAGACACCAUACAUCAACCACCCCAUCGCCGUCGCCAACAUUCUCUCCUCGACGGGUGUCACCGAUAUCAAGGUCCUACAAGCAGCCGUGCUGCACGACACGGAGAUUGAGGAAACUUUUGGGGCCGAUGUCGCCCGAAUCGUUGGCGAGUGUACCGACAACACGGAGCUGAACGGUCUCGAACGCAAGCUCGAGCAGCUCCGCACCGCGCCGUUCCGCUCGCGCGAAGCGCAGCAGGUCAAGCUCGCCGACAAACUGCACAACCUCGAGAGCAUCCGCCGAUGUCCCCCUGUUGGCUGGGGCGUGCGCCGUAUACAGGCCUACUUCCAGUGGGCGAAACAAGUGACCGAUGUCUGCGCACCGGCCAACCCGGCACUUGCACGCAAGCUGCAAACCCUCUACGAGACGGCGUACACGCGCGUCAACGGCGAGUACUUCCCGUGCCACCCCGAGGCCGCGGGUCCGCUCACCGAGGCGGAGAAGGGGCGUGUCGAUGCACGCCUCUCAAACUGCUCAAAAGGACAGGAACCGUGUCCCCGUCCCAUCUUCUUCUGA